Messenger RNA from Aspergillus terreus NIH2624, 2691 nucleotides. RefSeq lists its product as uncharacterized. The record is from RefSeq and is a predicted model, not a curated record. Lineage: Eukaryota; Fungi; Ascomycota; Eurotiomycetes; Eurotiales; Aspergillaceae. The transcript has 3 exons. The coding region runs from base 1 to 2691 and encodes 896 amino acids.
AUGGGUGACUCUUCCCUCUUCAACUUGGACUUGGAGGGGGACCUCCCCGAAUACCGCGAGAUGGAGGAAAUGGACCAGAACUACCCUGACUCCAGGAUCUAUGGUCAACCCAGCGCACAAUUUGAUCAAUCUCACUUGACUCCUCGCCCGUAUGCUUUCUCAGGGCCAUUCGACCACCACUUCCCUCCCACCCCAGUCGGCACCAGUAUGGAGUCCGCACAUGGACAAAUGGGCUUCGACAAUGGGACCAUCGGACACGGCCUGGGGCCAAUGAUGGGCUACCAGAGCCCUCAGCCUUACAACGUCGACUACACAACGCCCAGCGGUGUACAACUACCCACCGGCUCCAUACAGGGCAAAACGACAUCUGAGGAGGACGCAGCCGCGCUCACCUCUCAAAUGAACCAAUGGUUUAAGCUUAUCCGCGAAUCCGUUACCCGCCUUAGUGGUGACCGAGAGCAGCUAUUCCAGAUCCGCCAGAGAUUCCACGAAGGCUUCUGUGACAUCAACAAGCUAUUCGACGAAUAUCUUGGAGUUACGGAUGCGUACCCGAGCAGCGAUGACAGCAGCUCAGAUACUCCCCGAUCCCUCCAGAACAACUCGAAAAAAGUGUUUAGUUGCGGCUUGUGCGGGGGUAAAUUGAUGAACCGAGGCACCUUUCAGAGACACGUUAUUCAUAAGCACAAGGCCCCCGCGGUUUAUAAGUGCCCCUAUUGCCCACUGGAGAUGUUCCCCAGAAGAGACAAGGCCACCAGCCACAUUGACGGCCAUAGCCGCGUGAAGCACCAGAAAGACGCGAUCACUCAAUUCAAGGUUAAAGUGCCCGGACCAUUCCAAUGUGAUUAUUGCAAGAUUGAGUAUGACACCUGGGAUGGGUACUGGGUGUGCUUUCAAAGCCAUAGCCAAGUCAUCGGCGGAGUCACUCGGCCACGCCACAAUGGGCAUAACGGGGGAGGUGGCAACUAUGGUGGUGGCGCUUCCGGUGCGGGUGCGAGCGGUGCUUUUGGAGGCCAGAUUCCUGGAAGCUUGGGUGGAACAGGACACCAACACUCCCACCAAGGACAUGGGGCAUAUCAACCCGGCGGUUACUCCGGGUAUUCUGGAUACAACCGCCAUCAUGGAGCUAGUGUCCAGGACGGUGAGAGCCCCCUUUCGGAGUCGCCUUGUCUUUCCACCCCAUGCAGCGAAGCGUCGAGCCCGGAGCCACCGACCCUGCUCAGUGACCUCACUGAGCUUUUGCCCAGCGUGAAGAGAGUUCAUCCGCCGCCUCCGAAGAAUAUGGAAUCUACCCUGACUCGCGCUCUUCAUGCACGCCACUCUUCCGCUCCAGCCCUUGCCCGUGAGACCCGUCCCGAUGAACUAGGACUCAUCCCGAAGGACCCAGACCAUUCUCCUCGUGAUGUGAACGACGGUCCCAGGGACAGCUGCAAGUCAUGUGGCCACCUGUUCAAGGGAUGUGACAGGUGUCGAACGCAGAAGCACGUCGUUGACAGAUGUCACGCCUGUGCUGACAAGACAUGUUCGCUCCCACAACCUGCCCCUUUGCGGAUUGAAAUUCCUCGCAGUCGUCUCCUUUCCAAAGAUGCAUCAACAAAUCUGUGGGAAAGCUCCUCUCUAUCUUCGGAGCAGGAUGACACGUCCUUAUUCGAUGAGCUCCAGCAUGAACACUUGGAUAAUGGUCCGUGUGGUACAGCAUUCACCGAAGAUCUCUCGGGAAAAUGGAAGAUCAACAACGACGCAAUGCAAGAGUGGAUUCGCAAACCCGCAGAGCUUGACUUCCUCAAAGAUUUUGCUACAAGAGACCAUGGCUCCAGAAGCGACCUGUCAUGCUUCACUCGCAUCCUUUCUGAAGCUGGGGUAGGAUGGUCCUUCACCGCUAGGACCUGGGCAAGAGAGUAUGGAGUCCCCUCUAAAGACUCCAAGUUGAUCUCGAGCAGAAUAACCCGUCGGCCGAGCACGAUGUCCCUCAAGCUAGCUGAAGGGGGCAUCUUGAUAGCAAUCUGUGAGAUGGAAUUCCGGCCAUUCUUGGCCAAGGGGGUGGUUUCAGGCAGCCUGUAUCGCAGUGCGAUGCUUUGCGACCCAGGACUUCGCAUAAUGUUGCCGUUUUUGGGAUUCUAUGGAUUGGGAUCCAAGGCAGACCUCUUCACCAAAGGCCGCAACAUGAUCCCAAACAUCGCUCUCCAAGGGACUUCCUUCAUCGCCAAGCAGAUGCAGAGCGAACACCACGAUGCCCCGAUCUUACGUGAUGCAGCGUCCACUGCUGCAAAGGCAGUGUCGCGCAAGCGCUCUGCUCGAUUGCGGAAGAAGCUUCAGGCCGUUGCUCGAGUACUUGCACGAUAUGCGUCGGUUGCCAAUGCAGCCCCGGGGACUGAUAAGCAAGCGAUUGCAUGCAACAGCAACUUCGACUCGAAGUCCACCACCCCAAGUGGUGAGGUGACCAGAGUCGGCGACGGCAGCGCUGGGCCUGAUUCGCAGGCCUUGCUUGAACGAAUCUGCGAGAUCAUUUCCUUCAUCAAUACUGGCAUGACCGACAUGUUUGCAUCCCCGGAAUAUACGUUUUUGGAUUGUGAUGAUGACGAUGAUGAUAAUGGAAUGCGGUGGGUAAUGGCGUUCUUUUGGCAAUUCUUGAUUGCUAUCCUGAGAAUGCGGAAUGGCUCGCUCAUCGCGACAGACGUUGUUGCCUGUACUUGA